Messenger RNA from Exophiala mesophila, 1827 nucleotides. Its product is annotated as GTP-binding protein YchF. The transcript has 4 exons. Gene Ontology annotation, molecular function: ATP hydrolysis activity; GTP binding; ATP binding. Gene Ontology annotation, cellular component: cytoplasm. The record is from RefSeq and is a predicted model, not a curated record. Lineage: Eukaryota; Fungi; Ascomycota; Eurotiomycetes; Chaetothyriales; Herpotrichiellaceae. Bases 282 to 1463 code for a protein of 393 amino acids.
UACCACCCUCCAACUCUACCUCUCCCAGGACAAUUUUCCUCAACUUAAUUCACCUUCUAACUCCAAUAUCUCGAGUGCCUUUCGCCUCGAGAUCACGACUUUCCAUCAUUUCCCAAUUCCUAUCUCCCACCCUGUUCAAUUCUCCCCUCACCCGUUCUUUUUUCGCAGCCGGUCCUGCGCUUGAGGCUUGCUCCAAGAAUCUCGCCGGCCACCGGUCACUUUACUUCCUCACCUUUGCACCCGUAUCCCAACGUCGAAGCUACGCCAAGGCAAAGAAGAAGAUGCCUCCCAAAAAGGCCGUCAAAGAGGAAAAGGUUCUGUUGGGUAGACCAGGCAAUAACCUGAAGAGUGGUAUCGUUGGUCUGGCUAACGUCGGCAAAUCCACACUUUUCCAAGCCAUUACCAAAUGCUCUCUCGGCAACCCAGCCAACUUUCCCUAUGCCACGAUUGAACCAGAAGAGUCUCGCGUCCUCGUGCCAGAUGCUCGAUAUGACUGGCUCGUUCAACACUACAAACCAAAAUCUCAAGUCCCUGCACAUUUGACCAUCUACGAUAUCGCUGGCCUGACCAAGGGUUCGUCCACUGGCGCUGGCCUGGGAAACUCCUUUUUGUCUCAUAUCAGAGCCGUCGAUGCCAUCUACCAGGUUGUGCGGUGUUUCGAUGAUGCCGAGAUCAUUCACGUUGAAGGAGACGUCAACCCAGUUCGAGAUCUAGAAAUCAUUGCCGAGGAGCUGAGAUUGAAAGACAUCGAAUUUGUCGAAAAGGCAAAAGAAGCCGUCUCUAAGUUAACCCGGAGAGGAGGCCAAAGUCUAGAGAUGAAGAAACUUAAGGAAGAAGAGGCAACAAUUGAAAGAAUUCUCGCUUUCCUGAAAGAAGGCAAAGAUGUCCGGAAACACGACUGGACACCAAAAGAGGUCGAAAUCAUUAAUCCUCUGUUCCUCCUCACCGCCAAGCCCGUAGUCUAUCUCAUCAACCUGUCUGAGAAAGACUACCUUCGACAAAAGAACAAGUAUCUUCCCAAGGUGAUGGAAUGGAUCAAGACCAACAGUCCCAAUGACCCAAUCCUCCCAAUCUCAGUCAGCUUCGAAGAACGGCUCGCCGCCAUGGAUGAUGCAGCUGCCUUGGAAGAGUGCAAGACCCUCAACACAAAGUCGGCGCUGCCGAAAUGCAUCACGACGAUGCGCAAUGCCCUUAACCUCGCCAGUUUCUUCACUACUGGAACUGACGAAGUGAGACAAUGGACGAUAAGAAAAAACACAAAGGCUCCCGCAGCAGCAGGUGUCAUCCAUACCGAUUUCGAGAAGACCUUUAUCCAAUGUAUCGUGUACAACUUUGAUGUUCUGAAAGAGUAUGGCGAUGAAAAGUCCGUCCAAGCCGCUGGUAAGGUCUUGACCAAAGGCAAAGAUUAUGUGGUUGAAGAUGGAGAUAUCCUACUCAUCAAGGCCGGUGCUGCCAAGGCUUAGAGUUCUUCCUCCUCGGAGUCUUGCUCAUUAUGUCCAACCAUUUCUCACCCUAGAUAAAACUUGGUCCUGAGUCAAGGUGGCCUCAUCAUCGCCGUUUCCCUUUUCUCGAGCCGAAUAUAUUAGCAUGGGCUGGCCUGGUCUUCCAUCGUACUGAUAGAUGUGUUUCCUGGUGCUUCUCAUCACAACCACCACAAAUAUUGGGAACGAAAUGCCUGACUUGGUCAGAGUAUAGGCUGAGUUUGCAUGUAUGAGAGCCUACUGCUGGCCGGCUUAGCGGUUCGGUCUAUCUUGGCCAUGUUUUCAGCGAAGUAAUGAAUAAGAAAGAAUGACCACUACAACGACAAUCGUAAUUGUUUCUCUCUCG